AUGACGAGCCCCGUCCAAUGGAGGAUGCAUUAUCGAGCUCUGCUUCGAGAGGCCAGCUAUCUCCCCGAUCCCGUCGCCAACAGAUACAUGACCGAGUAUGUCAUAUCGAGAUUCCGAAAAUUCACCUCCCCAAUGGAGCAAAAGACAAUGGAUGCUGCCAAAAUUGCACGGCUUCAGACCCGUAUCAGGAAGCACCUCAAGCUCUUCCAGCUCGCAAACCAGGGAUAUCCAAAGUCGCUUGAGCGUGUCCUACUCAUGUCUUACGGCCGAAUUGGACGACGGAAACGAAUUUUACUACAGCAACUCCUACACUCUGAUGGCAAUGGGCCUGGCUCGAAGGGUAUGCUGUUUUCAGACCAAUGGAAACCGUCAGAGCUACUCCUUGCGCUGCUACAGAGCCAAAGCGAGAACCAUCACAUCGGUGCCCAAAAAGUUAAAAGGCCGGUGAGGACAGGCGACUUGGAGCCUCGCAUACCAGAGGUUAACGCCCUUUCGAAGCCACUAGCAGAUAUAAGGAAAAUACAUAUACGGCAGAAAUGGUACGCCCUUGUGCUCGACAAAGCCUUCCCUCCCCUCCCCCGGAACGACUGGGAAACUCUGCAGCGCCUUGUAGCUGGAAGUGAGCCGUGGACCCCUCCAAUGAGAAGGAAAGGCCCCCGACAAACCUCCCCUCCAGACUCCGUGAGUCAGCCUCAGGAAGGCUACCUCAGUACCGAAUUUCUCAUCGCGGGCGCUAAAAAGGACCCUACCUUUGCGCAAUACGUCCGAGGUCGGCCACAUCAUAUCACUAGACGCCUUAUGCGCCAUAUGUGGGAGCGUGUCUGCGCCCUGACACCGCUUAUCCAAUGGGACUCCAGCAAACAUAAAUGGCUGUUUUCAUGGGGUACACAACGGGUUACUGCACCGAUUUAUCGCCAGGUAGAUCCUGUGAAGGGGAUGGCUUUGUUUGAGGGGGUUCACCAGAAGACUGGGAGAGCCACUAUGCCACGAAGACAAUACACGAAGCAGGGAGAAGGAGAUGCGAAGUCAAAAGAAGAUAGCGGUAAACAUGUUGAAGAACCCCCUUCAGCAAGAACAACUGAGAAUUAUGCUCUCGCACAGGCCGUUAAUUCUUAA
Molecule: messenger RNA, 1116 nt
Organism: Microsporum canis CBS 113480
Lineage: Eukaryota; Fungi; Ascomycota; Eurotiomycetes; Onygenales; Arthrodermataceae
Exons: 1
Coding region: 1-1116 (371 amino acids)
Source: RefSeq, a predicted model, not a curated record